Messenger RNA from Vigna umbellata (rice bean), 4683 nucleotides. NCBI's taxonomy places the organism in Eukaryota, Viridiplantae, Streptophyta, Magnoliopsida, Fabales, Fabaceae. The record is from RefSeq and is a predicted model, not a curated record.
AGAAAGAGAAUAGGAAUAUAUUGAUUAGGGAGAAGAAAAUGAACAGCACAGCACAGCGUAGCAGGAGCGGAGCCCGUGUGCGAGCAGCAGGAAGUACACAAAGUGGAAGGGAAGAGAACCCAAACGAACCCCACUGCUAAAUCCAACUACCUUCUUCAUCGUCCUCUCUUCUUAUUAGUAUUCUCUUUCACACAAGGUUAUCUUCUUCUUCUUCUCUUCGUCUUCUUCUUCUUCUUCUUCUUCUUCUUCUCUGUCCUUCUAUUAUUACCGUUCUAACUUCGUGCUUGGAAAUCCAGAAGAACGGUAAAACCCUUCCUUCAGAAUCAGAUCCUGAUUCAUUGGGUGUCCCACCCGCAUUCCAAUUUUAUCCACAUUCAUUGGGCUUAAGUGCUCUGCUUCUACUCCCGUCGAUCGCGAUUGGAUUUUCAAACCUGGGUUGGGUUAGGUUUUCCAACCAUUAAUUUUUCCAGCUACUUAGUGCUUUACUUGCAUCAUUACCAGUGGCAAUGGCGCCACUUCCUUCUGCCUGAGGCCGGUGGCCGUAGGAGCUUUACUUCAGUAUGGCGGACUCUAACACAAGCUCAGUUGAUGUGAUUUUGGAGUUUCUUCGGAGGAACCGAUUCACGAGAGCCGAGGCAGCUCUCCGUAGUGAGAUAAAUAAUCGCCCUGACUUGAAUGGCUUCCUUCAGAAGCUCACAUUGGAAGAAAAGGCCUCACGUGAUGUGCCUCAAAGUAAUAAGGGGAAGCCUAUGAUUGAGUUUCAAGAGGUGGACACUCUUGAAGUUUCUAAAGAACUGAUCGUCACGGAAAUCGAGUGUGGGAAUGGUCGAAAUGCCGCUGAAAGCAAAUGGAAAACUGCUGCUCCCACUUUGGUGGAACGGAGUAAAUCGGAUGAAGCGGUUCGAACUAGUGAUAAGAACUUCAUUUUCUCCAAUACUUCAGAGGGUGGGAUGCUUGAUUUAUACUCUUGGAAGUUCAACCCUGGGAAAGCUCCUGUGGAGCCUUACCAAAACGAUGCUGGUAGUAGGGCUAAUACUAUUUUGAGCUUGAAUGCCACAGUAUCUGAACGAUCAAAACGUCAAACUAAUGAAGCUGUGGAUCUAAGUGUUGCCAAUACCAGUUCAAUGUCUGGGGAGGAAAAUGCUGCUCUUGCUGAAAAAAAAUCUCUGUGGUCUGGAAGUAGUAGUAAAACCUCCGUGGAUCUUAAGUACGACCUUGCGCAAAGCAAAGAACCUAUGGAGCUUGAUCGGCAACUUAAAUUCAAUAGUUCUUCUCUUAAAGGGAACUUUCCAGAUAAUCCCUGGUCAAAAAUGGAUGAGAACGGGAAUUCGUCUUCAGAUUCCUGCAAAAAUUGUGUCAAGACGGUUUUCCCCCUCUCGAAAGGGGAUGUGUCUUCAAACUUCGAUGGUGCCACUUAUUCUGACAAAAAAGAGGAGAAAAAAAGGGUAGAAAUUAGUGAGGCCAGAACAUCCAUAAAAGAGCAGGUGGGUGAAUCAGGGAGGUCUAUUUACUUGGCCAAGACACCUGUCAGUUCUGAACAAAAGUUGAUUGGCAGCUUAAGAUUUCCUCUUCCACCUGAAAAUGAGAAGGAAGAAUUUCCCAGGCUUCCUCCAGUUAAACUCAAGUCAGAUGAUAAGCCCUUGGUUGUUAACUGGGAAGAGAAGUUUGAGCGAGAUGGGCCAACUUCAAACCCCCCUGGUAUGAGGAGGGCUACAGGGGGCAGUUGGUUAUCUGUAAGUCAAGGGAUAGCAGAGGAUACAUCUGAUCUUGUAUCAGGAUUUGCUACAGUUGGCGACGGGUUAAGUGAAUCUAUUGACUAUCCAAAUGAAUAUUGGGACUCCGAUGAAUAUGAUGACGACGAGGAUGUUGGGUACAUGAGGCAACCUAUUGACGAUGAGACCUGGUUUUUGGCACAUGAAAUUGAUUACCCUAGUGACAACGAAAAAGGGGCUGGCCAUGAAAGUGUUCCAGACCAUCAGGAAAGAGGUCUGGCCAAAGAUGAGGAUGACGAUCAAUCUUUUGCUGAGGAAGAUUCUUACUUUUCUGGGGAGCGAUAUCUUCAGGAAAAUAAUGUUGAGCCAGUCACAGCUACUGAUGAUUCUAUUGGUCUGACAGUUACUGAGUAUGGAAGGACCAAUGAUAAUGAUUUAAUGGCUCAAUAUGAUGGACAAUUGAUGGAUGAAGAAGAAUUGAACCUUAUGUGUGCAGAACCAGUCUGGCGGGGCUUUGUCCCUCAGACUAAUGAACUCAUCAUGCUAGGAGAUGGGAGGGUGUUGAAUGAUAAUGUAAGAUCACGGCAAGAGAACAUCAAAAUGGAUGAUGAUCAGCAUGGUUCCGUUAGGUCAAUUGGGGUAGGGAUUAAUAGUGAUGUUGCAGAUAUUGGCAGUGAAGUGCGUGAAAGUUUGGUUGGUGGUAGUAGUGAAGGAGAUUUAGAAUAUUUCCAUGGUCGUGAUGCUGGGCUUGGUGGCAGGCACCCCCAUCGUGAUUUGGACAAGAAAUCUACUAACAAAUCAAAUGUAAGUAAGAACAAUGACCAGAGUGAGUCAAAUAAAUAUGUCAUAGGAUGUGACAGAGAUACACAGUUCCAGAUAAAAACUCAUGGUGAUGGGAACUUCUCUUUUCCCCUAUCUUUGAAGGAUGGUGAUAUAAUUCAGGCUUCCACCGAUAAGUCCCUGUGGUCAAAUAACGACAAUGCAGAUGAAAUUGAUGACUGUCUUAGUGCAUUUGUGGAAACUGAUGACAUGCUUGCUUCGUGGAGGCGAAAGAGUAGUGAUUCAUCACCUGCUAGAAGUUCUAGGGGUGAUAAUAAUGCUAACAAUGUAAGAUCUGCAAACUCUUCUCCAACAACAAUUUCAAAUUAUGGAUAUUCUGAAAGAGAGCGUGUGAAGGUGGAGGAGGAUGAAAAAACUGGAAUUGCUAUGGAAGAUGACCUAGGAGCAGAGGAUGAAGAGGUAGCUGCUGUGCAAGAGCAAGUAAGACAGAUAAAGGCACAGGAGGAGGAAUUUGAAACUUUCAAUCUAAAGAUUGUGCACAGGAAAAACAGAACUGGUUUUGAGGAGGACAAGAAUUUCCAUGUUGUUUUAAAUUCUGUAAUAGCUGGAAGGUAUCAUGUUACGGAGUAUCUGGGAUCUGCUGCAUUUAGCAAAGCCAUACAAGCUCAUGACCUACAUACAGGCAUGGAUGUUUGUGUUAAAAUUAUAAAGAACAACAAGGACUUUUUUGACCAAAGUCUUGAUGAGAUCAAGCUUCUCAAGUAUGUCAAUAAGCAUGAUCCUGGAGACAAGUAUCACAUUCUUCGAUUAUAUGAUUAUUUCUAUUAUCGAGAACAUUUGUUAAUAGUAUGUGAACUACUUAAAGCAAACUUGUACGAGUUUCAUAAAUUUAAUAGAGAAUCAGGUGGUGAAGUGUACUUUACAAUGCCAAGAUUGCAGUCAAUUACCAUUCAGUGUUUGGAAGCACUUCAGUUUCUGCAUAGCCUUGGACUAAUACACUGUGACUUGAAACCAGAGAAUAUUUUGGUUAAGAGCUAUAGUAGAUGUGAGGUGAAGGUCAUUGAUCUUGGAAGUAGUUGUUUUGAGACGGAUCACCUUUGCUCUUAUGUUCAGUCAAGGUCCUAUCGUGCUCCUGAGGUUAUUUUGGGACUUCCAUAUGAUAAGAAGAUUGAUAUCUGGUCUCUUGGCUGCAUCUUGGCAGAACUUUGUACUGGGAAUGUCCUCUUCCAAAAUGAUUCGCCUGCAACAUUACUUGCACGGGUGAUUGGGAUUAUGGGUCCAAUUGAUCAAGGUAUGCUUGCAAAAGGACGGGACACCUAUAAGUACUUCACCAAAAAUCAUAUGCUUUAUGAAAGGAAUCAGGAAACCAACAGGUUAGAAUACUUGAUUCCAAAAAAGACAUCCUUGAGGCAUAGAUUGCCAAUGGGAGACCAAGGCUUCAUUGACUUUGUGGCUCACUUGCUUGAAGUCAACCCUAAGGAGCGACCCUCUGCAUCUGAAGCCCUGAAGCAUCCAUGGUUAUCGUACCCUUAUGAACCCAUUUCAUCUUGAAAUAUUUGGAGGGUUCUGUAUGGUCCUAAUCUCACAUACCCAGAGUUGGGUUAGGUUCAUGGUUUCAGAGUGUAGAGGACCCACUGAUACAUCCUUUCUGCUUUUCAUUGUCUAUUUUAAAGAGGAAAUGGAAAGAGUUGUGCCCUUCCACAUUCAUGAAUACUGCUUUGGAAGGGUUUUGGUUGUGGGAAAUGUCUGUCUCUUCUUCUCCUAACCAAACUGUGUUCCAGUGACAAACCAUACGAUCAAACGAUGUAAUUUUGCACGUAUGGUGUUAUGUUAGUUAGGUUUAUACUUUCUUUGUUCUGCCGGACAGGGAAAUCUUAGAAUCUUCUUGUACAUGGUAUGUAAGUGAUAAUUCUUUAGGCUACUAGUAAUAUUUUUGUGAUAUAUUAUAUGUAUCCUAAAUCCAAUUUUGUAUGGCGUGCGACACCACACUUGGGAGGGAGCGAUGGUCAAAGAUUAAAGAAAAGCUGCUGACAAUGUGAAUCAUUUAAUACCACAUGCUUGCUUUGCAUGGAACCCCAAAACUCAAUUUGGGAGCAAUCGAUUUGUAUCUUGAUACUGUUAAGGAACAUUUUGUUCAGUUUUACCAACAGUGUUGGAUCGAGAAUACUUGUUAAGGCAUUUGGGUCGACAA